This is a messenger RNA of Sphaeramia orbicularis (orbiculate cardinalfish), 2032 nucleotides long. It is a transcript of the gene tmem71, whose product is annotated as transmembrane protein 71. The transcript has 10 exons. NCBI's taxonomy places the organism in Eukaryota, Metazoa, Chordata, Actinopteri, Kurtiformes, Apogonidae. The record is from RefSeq and is a predicted model, not a curated record. The coding region runs from base 261 to 1205 and encodes 314 amino acids.
UUCGCUGUGUUGAAUUGACAGGUGUCUGCGCUGUUUCCGCUGUUUGUUGCGGGUUCGCAGUUCCUGCGGAGCUUCGGACUCAACACAACUCGACUUUUAUCAAACAGGAGCAGAAAAAAACAGAAGCUAAAAGUCCAGAAAAAAAGAAGAAAAGGAUAAAGUUGAACCGGAACCGAGGGCAGGUGUUUAUUUUUCCACUUUUAACGGAGACAAAACCAACCGAUUUUCCUCUGGAGACGUUUGAGACGACGAAGACAAACAUGUCUCUGUUUUUCUCGGGCGCUGUUACCAGUUCUCCGAUAAAACGCCGUCUGAGGAGCAGUCUGGGCUGUCAGAGUCUGGACGUGUCUCUCCUGUCUCCGGACUCGUCCUACGUCUGUUACUCGUCUCUGGACGGCACCGAUCCGUGCAGCUGCCGCCGCUCACCUCGUCUCCUCACCAACGGUUACUAUGACGUCACCGACGACAGCUUCGCCUGGGAUGACGACGGGAACGUGUCACUGACGCCCUGUAAGACCAGCGUGUCCUACAAGGAGAACCUGGUUCGGGUUUUUCGGCGGCGGCGGCGUCCUCGCAGUUCGCUGGUUCGUCUUCUGAGCGGUGUGACGGAAACCUGCCAGUCGUGGCUCGAUGAGAACGUCUUUAGAGGAGUCUUCAGAGCCGCUCAGAACCAGGACCAGGAGGUGGACGAGAGCCAGGACAGAGACCAGGACCACCGCCCUGACUGGACCAGGACCAGUCUGGACGAAUCCUUCUGGUCUGGGAUCAGCAGCACCGAGGUGGACGACGGCCGCAGCUUCACCUACGACCCCACCGAAGUCCCGCCCCCUCCCAACAAAGAGGCUCCGCCCCCUAAGAUGCUGAUCCAAGAGGAGAUCUGCUCUGAGAUCUGUCAAUCACAGGAGCGCUUCACCCAAUCACUGCCCGGCCUGUCCGAAGUCCCGCCCCCCUCCGUCUUCUACACCAAUAGCUGCUGCUGUCAGGCCUCACCUGAGCCCACAGGGUUCACGAUGAAGACGCUCCUCCUCUUCAUCUUCUCCGUCUUCAUCUUUACAGCUCUGUACUCAGGAUGUUUGUGGCGGGGCGUUGCUGUGGCGACCACAGUUUUCGUUAUCAUCUCAACCUUCAUGUUAAUGUCCAAGUCAGGGCCGAUGGGCGAAUGGCGGCGGGCGAAGACCGAGGACAUCACAUCCAGGAACGAGUAGACGAGGAGGAGGACGUGGGGCAAAGACGAAAACAAAUGGCAUGCUGGGAAUUGAGUGGAUGCUGCGUGCAUUUUGGAGGAGCAGGUAGUCUGAGCUCCGGAUGCAUUUUCACUGCAAACAUCAACACAGUUCGUUCCAAAAAAAGGAAAAUAAACCGUGAUGUCCAAGUUUAAACGGGAACAGGAAAGUCCGAUCCAGACCAACGCAGCAGGAUCUGUGUGGAACCACUGACAAACGGGGUUUUACCGGCAACACGUGGGUUUACCGGGUUUAAUGAGGUCAAAUGCUGAGCGGAGCUCACAGACAGGAGUUUAUGCAGCUACGAAAACAGGAAUAACCUUCAGAUCAAACCUCAUGGAUUUGAAUGUGUGUGUGUUCUUUAUCGUUGGCAGUCAAACUUGGCUUUUUUGGGUUUGUCCAAAGUGACCAAACACCAGAUAUUAAAAAAAACAACAACAACAUACUUAUAUAUAUGGAGAACCAAAAUAUAUAUAUCUAGAGAGAGAGAUAAGUCAAUAAAUCCAGCAGCGAGCGUUGCCAUUUCAAAAUAAAAGCUCAUCUGUUUCAAAAUGAGAGCUUUGACCAAAUGCACAAAAAGUGGAAGUGUCAGAUUUAAGUGAAUGACGAGUUUGAGUCCAAAACAAGCAACAAUAACGCACAAAAAGUGGACGUUUUUAAAGCUGCGCUGGGUUUAAGCACAACAACCGGACUUCUGAUCAUUGAUCCCGUAUGGAUAUUUUAAACUACUCCCUUUUUCUGGAGUAUUUCAGUCAUUCUCAGAUAAAUAAUGAUGUAAAUCGUAGUAGGAUUCCUCUAACCUGCUGCAU